UACAUUAAUAAAUUACUUGUAUUAAUAUCUUAAUAAACUGCCACAUGUUUUUCUUCAGACUCGUCUUUGCCUCUUCAUGAGGGUUUGGUGCGGUUGUCUGGAGAGAGUCAGUGUGAGGGGCAGGUGGAAGUUUUGAUCCAGCAGGUCUGGAGGAAGGUUUUGCUGGACUCCUGGAGUCUCACUGAAUCCUCUGUGGUCUGCAGACAGCUGGGCUGUGGCUCUGUGCUCAACUUCUCGGGCUCCUCUUCAUCCAGUCCUGAACACAGUCAUGAGUGUGUGAUGGGCUUCCAGUGCUCUGGGAGUGAAGCUCAUCUGGGGAACUGCAGCUCUCCACAAACUCUCAACUGCAGCUCCACACAACAGCUGUCAAUCACCUGCCUUGGCCGCGGGUCCAUCAGGCUGGUGGGUUCUGGGGGAGACUGUGCAGGGAGGCUGGAGGUUUUUCACAACGGCUCAUGGGGGACAGUGUGUGACGACUCCUGGGAUAUUAAAGAUGCCCAUGUAGUGUGCAGACAGCUGCAGUGUGGAGUGGCCCUCAGUAACCAGCAGGUACCAGCCUGGUUUGGUCCUGGUUCUGGACAUAUUUGGCUGGAUGAGGUGGAGUGUGAGGGGAAUGAGACGUCCCUGUGGAGCUGCUCUUCUCCAGGCUGGGGAAAACAUGACUGUCUACACGAGGAGGAUGUAGGAGUCAUCUGCUCUGAAUUUACAGAGAUCAGGUUAACUGACGGCUGUGAAGGGAAUGUGGAGGUUUUCUACAAUGGAUCCUGGGGAAAUGUGUGCUUAAAUCAGAUGGACAGAGACACAGCGAGUCUGAUCUGUCAGGAGCUGAACUGUGGAAGAUCUGGCAGUGAACCCAGUCAUUCAGUGAGCCUGAGAUCUGCUCCUAAAUGGUUGGAUCAUCUUAAAUGCAGAAAACAUGACAAAACAUUGUAUCAUUGUCCAUCUUUACCCUGGGGUAAGAACCACUGCUAUAUAGAUGAGGUGGCCAAAAUCACUUGCUCUGAAAAAGAGACUGAUGAGUCACCAAAGAGUCAUCUGACAUGUUCAGCAUUUCCUCACCACAAACAGUGUUCAGCACAUGUUCCUCUCAGACUGCGUGGAGGGGACGGCCGGUGCUCUGGGAGGCUGGAGGUGUAUCAUAACGCUGUGUGGGGCUCAGUCUGUGAUGAUCUCUGGGACAUCAGCGAUGCUCAGGUGGUCUGCAGGCAGCUGGGUUGUGGAGCAGCACUAAGGGCUGAUGGGAAUUCAACCUUUGGUGCUGGUGAAGGUGUUGUGUGGCUGAACGGAGUCCAUUGCAGAGGGAAUGAGCUUCACCUGUGGGACUGUCCUUUCUCCCUGAAGAAGCACAAUGAUUGCUCCCAUGAAAAGCAUGCUGGACUCACCUGUGCAGACUUGUCAGGUUUGUCAGUGUCCACUACUCUUUCCACAUCAGCAUCAUCUUCUGCUGCAGUUUCUCAGACAGUGAGCUCAACAUCAGUCUCUCCUCCACAAACUGGUCCAGAAAAUCUCCCAGUCCCCCCAGUGCUGGUGAUUGUUCUGGGAGUUGUGCUCUUACUGCUCUUAGUGCCGCUGCUUAUACUGAUUCAGCAGAACAGAGUGAUGAGGAGAGCUCUCUCUAAGAGGAGACACAGGACCACCACUGAGGCUGUUUAUGAGGAGAUUCAGCACAAACACUUCACUCAGGGGGACAAACUGGACCAAGAUGCUUCUAAGGAGUGCCUCAGUGGUGUACACAAAUGCUUGUAA
Molecule: messenger RNA, 1746 nt
Organism: Danio rerio (zebrafish)
Lineage: Eukaryota; Metazoa; Chordata; Actinopteri; Cypriniformes; Danionidae
Source: RefSeq, a predicted model, not a curated record